GAGAAGGAGGAGGUUAAAGGGGAAGGACCCCCGGAAGUGCCCCCUCCUCGGUGCGGGAGCGGGAGACGCCGGGGCGGAGUCCCCCGCUUCCCCUCCGUGUGGUUGGUGCGUCCCGGGUGACGUCAGAGGCAGGCCCCCCCUGCCUGGAUGGUGCGACCUGAGUGACGUCAGGAGCAGAGGCCGGAGCUGUCCAUCAGCACCAAAGGCCGCGGGCGGGCUCAGGGCAUGGGGCCGCGGCUCCGGGGCGGCCCGAGCCCCUGCUUUUGCUCCUUUUCCUUCACCAGGCCUAAUCUAAGGCCCCGGUCGCAGCGGGGCUGGAGUGCCAACCGGUGUUGGAGGUGGAGCGGCGACGCUGUCGCGCAGAGACCGGUCUCUCCGGCCCAGCAGCCCCUUUCCUUGCACCGCGGACUUUUCCCGGACCUCGAUCAGUUGCAGCUUCUGGAGCCCCGCAACCCCGGACCCUUCGGACUCUGCACAGCCUCUUUCGCUCUGAAGCGCAGGUCGCCUCCAACCCAGGUUGAUCUGGGAGGGUGACCCCCUUCCAUUCCCACCACUAUGCCGGGCACUGUGGCGACCCUGCGGUUCCAGCUGCUGCCCCCCGAGCCAGACGAUGCCUUUUGGGGUGCACCUUGUGAACAGCCCUUGGAGCGAAGGUACCAGGCACUGCCGGCUCUCGUCUGCAUCAUGUGCUGUUUGUUUGGAGUCGUCUACUGCUUCUUCGGUUACCGCUGUUUCAAGGCAGUGCUCUUCCUCACCGGGCUGCUGUUCGGCUCGGUGGUCAUCUUCCUGCUGUGCUACCGAGAGCGGGUGCUGGAGACGCAGCUGAGUGCCGGGGCCAGCGCCGGCAUCGCCUUGGGCAUCGGGCUGCUGUGCGGGCUCGUGGCCAUGUUGGUGCGCAGCGUGGGCCUCUUCCUGGUGGGGCUGCUGCUCGGGCUGCUGCUCGCCGCUGCCGCCCUGCUGGGCUCGGCACCCUACUACCAGCCAGGCUCCGUGUGGGGACCCCUGGGGCUGCUGUUGGGGGGCGGCCUGCUCUGUGCCCUGCUCACGCUGCGCUGGCCCCGCCCCCUCACCACCCUGGCCACUGCCGUGACCGGCGCCGGGCUCAUCGCCACCGCUGCUGACUACUUUGCGGAGUUGCUACUGCUGGGGCGCUAUGUGGUGGAGCGACUACGGGCCGCCCCCGUGCCUCCCCUCUGCUGGCGGAGCUGGGCCCUGCUGGCGCUCUGGCCCCUGCUCAGCCUGAUGGGCGUUCUGGUGCAGUGGCGGGUGACAGCAGAGAGGGACUCCCACACCGAAGUGGUCAUCAGCCGGCAGCGACGACGCGUGCAGCUGAUGCGGAUUCGGCAGCAGGAAGAACGCAAGGAAAAGCGGCGGAAGAAGAGACCCCCUCGGGCUCCCCCCAGAGGUUCCCGGGCUCCUCCAAGGCCUGGGCCCCCUGAUCCUGCUUAUCGGCGCAGGCCAGUGCCCAUCAAACGCUUCAAUGGAGAUGUCCUCUCCCCGAGCUACAUCCAGAGCUUCCGGGACCGGCAGACAGGGAGCUCACUGAGCUCCUUCAUGGCCUCGCCCACAGAUGCGGACUAUGAGUACGGGUCUCGGGGGCCACUGACAGCCGGCUCGGGGCCCCCUGUGCGGGUAUAGCAGUAUCCUGCCUGUCUAGACUCUGCAGUCACCAGCGCUGCCAGCUUGGAGAGGCCUGCCAGGCCACCACCCAGGCUGCCUGGCUCUGCAGCCUUUGGCUGUUCCUCUCCCCUCCCUGGAAUGGGCUGGCCUGGCCAUGAGAAGGGAGGGUCUGUCUCAGGCUAGACCUGGCCUGAGGGGAAAGACCCUUCCCAAGUUCCUGAGGGGCUCCUGAGGGAUGCGGGGUGUGUGCCCCAUUGAGGUGUGCUCAGGGUUGUGUGUCGCCUGUGUGUACGCGUGUGUGUGUGUGGGGGGGUAGGCUUGGAGGGACACUGGGACCCUUGCCUUAGACUUCUGAUUGGCAGGGCUUCUACAGGGUUGGCCCCGCCUCCUCUCCCACUGCUGGGGUCCCAUGGGCCACUCUUGCAUGUCUAAGUCAAGGAGGCCUGCCUUCCUCCACCACGGCUCUGCCUCCCAACUGGACUCAUCUAAGGGUUCUUGUUCUUAUCCAUAGGGCAAUCUGCAGCACUCCUCCCCCUGGUCCCCUGGCUCUGCAAAGCCACCAGCCUGAAGGCAGUGGCAGGGAUGGGGGAGGAGGUGCUGCUCUGGGGUGGGCUGGGGAGAGGUUGGAGGGAGGGGGGCUUAAAUGCACGGUGCAUGUCUGGUGUCUGUCAUGCCACCCUGGACACCUCAUGCUUCUGUCUCCCCCCUGCCCCAACCUGUUUUACAUCUUUUAUAAAUGUGCCAAACUGUG
This is a messenger RNA of Tupaia belangeri chinensis (Chinese tree shrew), 2371 nucleotides long. RefSeq names its product transmembrane protein 198 (gene TMEM198). Gene Ontology annotation, biological process: positive regulation of canonical Wnt signaling pathway. Gene Ontology annotation, cellular component: plasma membrane; cytoplasmic vesicle. NCBI's taxonomy places the organism in Eukaryota, Metazoa, Chordata, Mammalia, Scandentia, Tupaiidae. The transcript is spliced from 5 exons. The record is from RefSeq and is a predicted model, not a curated record. The coding region runs from base 556 to 1638 and encodes 360 amino acids.